CUCGCAGUGCACAGCCGUGACCCAAUCACAACCCGCGGAUUGCAACACGCGACAAACCGACCGCGGCUUUCCCCCCCCCAAACCAACCUCGGCAUCUUCGCAUCACCUCCGCCCGCGCCGCCAACUUAAACCACCCAACUUUCCGACCCCGGAUUCCAGAUUCCAGACUAUCCACCCAUUCUACCAACAAUCACCGCUAUUCAACAUCCACUACAACCAACACAUUAAUCCUCCCACCAAACUACCAAACCAAACCAAAGAACAAAACAAAGGAAUCGCGAAAAGCGAAAAAUAAAAGAAUAAAAAUGUCCCAAACAUUCACCCCGGCCGACGUAUCCGCGCACAACAAUCCCGACAAGGGAAUGUACAUCAUCAUCGACAACAGCGUCUACGACGUCACCAAGUUCGUCGAUGAGCAUCCCGGUGGCGCGAAGAUCUUGAAAAGGGUAGCGGGAAAGGAUGCUUCGAAGCAGUUUUGGAAGUAUCACAAUGAGGGCGUGCUGAAGAAGUAUACGCCCAAGUUGAAGAUUGGGGAGGUUAAGGAGGCGGCGAAGCUGUGAGAUAUGGGGGUUUAUUGUCUAUUUGUCUUGUUGGAAUGGGGAUCUUUGCUGUUGAAGUUUGAUCACGCAUAUACACUUUAGAUGUCGGGAUGAUGAUGCUGCUGCUGCUUGGAGGGGGAGACUGCUCAUGGUUCAAACAGUCCUAGACCGUCUAUUACUAAUAACAUUAAACAAUAGCUAAUUAACUAGCUAAAUACUAUUCCCGCCAAUAUAACGA
Aspergillus neoniger CBS 115656 is the source of this 777-nucleotide messenger RNA. RefSeq names its product cytochrome b5-like heme/steroid binding domain-containing protein. The record is from RefSeq and is a predicted model, not a curated record. Gene Ontology annotation, molecular function: heme binding. NCBI's taxonomy places the organism in Eukaryota, Fungi, Ascomycota, Eurotiomycetes, Eurotiales, Aspergillaceae. Gene Ontology annotation, cellular component: intracellular membrane-bounded organelle; membrane. Bases 306 to 560 code for a protein of 84 amino acids. The transcript is spliced from 2 exons.